Molecule: messenger RNA, 333 nt
Organism: Caenorhabditis bovis
Lineage: Eukaryota; Metazoa; Nematoda; Chromadorea; Rhabditida; Rhabditidae
Source: the annotation of a GenBank genome assembly
AUGUCGUUGAAAAAUCCAUUCGUCUACUACUGCCGAUGGGAGAAGAAGCACAAAGUGUAUGUGCCGGUGGCUAGCGUGUUUCCCGACAAGGACAUGGUCUGGUCGCCGCCGCCGCCGAUCUCAUCGCCGGCUUUCCAACAACCACUACCAUCCAUCACAGACAAGCUCGGCAAUCUCGACGAGUUUCGCGAUCAAGACGAUUUCAGCAGCUUCCAGCAACAAACACCACCAACGCCGUCAUCGCCUCUCACUUGGGCAAUUUCAAGAUUCGACUACUAUUCUGGUAAACCUUCAAACACUAUAAUUCACAAUCGGCCAUCACUAGCUUCUUGA